Molecule: messenger RNA, 387 nt
Organism: Iphiclides podalirius (scarce swallowtail)
Lineage: Eukaryota; Metazoa; Arthropoda; Insecta; Lepidoptera; Papilionidae
Source: the annotation of a GenBank genome assembly
AUGUCAAUAAAGAGACGAGCAACCACCGACCUAAAUCAUGACAAUUGGGAUCAAGAAGAGAAGGAUGAAAAAGAAAUGGGCUCGUAUAAAAUUGCAUCCGAAGAAGUUCUUGAAAAGCGUGUUAUAAGAACUGCCAAACGAAGAUUCCAAAAUGUUGGAGAUGAGGCUAAAAAACCCGUCUUUAGUGGAUUUGGUGGGUUCAAUAAAACUCAGCCUUCAUCAUUCGAUUUUCUAGCAAAUUUAACAAAUGGCACUAAGACGAAUGCUACUGCCACAACUACAACAGCUUCUAUUUCUAGUAAUCCUUUUGCCCCUUCAAAGCACCAGCUGCUUCAGUUUUCACAGCAAGCUUUAAUUCUAAGUCUUCAGAAGUAUCCAACCCACCAG